AUGCCGUUGACCAAGGACGAAAAAGCCUGGGCGGUGGAGAAAUUGUCUUCCUUUGUCGAUCAUCAAAACAGGAAAGUAGUUGCUGAUUUCUGGCCUCCUCUGCGCGCUGCUUUCUUUUCGAGGUUCCCAUUGGUGACCGAAAUUAGUACUGAUGUAGACGCUGAGACUCGCGAAGCGUUAGGGCGGCAGAGUGAUGAGAAGUUCAAGGCGCUUAGAAACUUUCUCAACAACCACUCCCUUAACAAUAGUAGCCGAAAGUCUCGUGCUCAGGCCCGAGAAGCGGUAAAAAUCUACAUUGGCGGCUCUCAUUUGACUGCUACCAAGUCGAAAACGUCGAAUCGCCACCACAAGAAGCAAGAAAUCUAUUCUCGACUCUACUACAAUGCGGAAUGCAAGACUCAGGUUGACCUUGAAAUCACGAAUUUGGGCGAGUCAAUCUCUAGAAGUGAGAGGAUGAAGAUUCGCAAUAAGUAUAUUAACGCCGGAUGGGAAGCCGCUCAGCAGGAUCCAGUGAAGAUGGAAGCCAUAGAGGUCUUGGCGAAAUCUGAGAAGGAGGAAGUACCUCCAGCCGCUAUGCCGACCGUAGCAUCUGGCCAGCUCCGCCAAUUAAAGGGAAUGGAACAUGUUGAAUUUAUGCGCAAUCUGGACAUGACAAUCUCUGAGGUCUCUUUGAAGCUUGCGACACUCGGAGGACUUUGUACGAUGUUCAUCGCGGCAGGUUUGGAUCCUGAUAACAACAACAGUCUUCGUACCUACGGGUUUCAUGUUGGUCAUGAUAUUCAUGGUCAACCUUUUUACCGGGCACUCCCUGACUACAAGACGAGAGUUCUCCGACCAUUUCUAAAUUUUGCAGAACACGCACUAGCCGGGACCGUUGACUGGCUGAAAGAGAGUGCUCAGAGCACUCCUGAGACUGGACCGGCCCUCGUAUCUCCUGUCUCUGAGGAUGCCGCAGUUCCAUCAACUUCGACCCAACCUCCACCGGUUACGCCAUCCUCUGUGGCACCAGCAGAUUCAUCGACAGUUGUAUCUCCUUGUCCAGCAUCAGUCGAGUCCGACUCACCCGGUUUGCCAGCUGUACCCGCUUUUUCAGCAUCGCCUUCUGCCGCGGAUGCAGUACUCGCAGUGUCAGGCUUGUCAACUGCGAGUCCUGCUCCGGUUGUAAAUGCUGGUGCUCCAACUGCUGCUUUGUCUAAGGUGAAUCCCUCUGCGGGUUCUUCUGCAGUAGUCAGUAUUUCGGCUGUGACAUCAUCGGAUGUGGUCAAUUCUGCGCUUCUCCCUCAACCUCCGCCAGGUCCGAUAUCGUUGUCUAAUGCAUGCACAUCGUCUGAGAGCAUUGAAGCUCGGGCUACUUCGCCACUGCCAGUUUCAUCCCAGCCUACAGAAUCUUUUCCAUCCACUUUCCCCCAAAGUCUUCUGCCUCAACCAGAGCCGAUUGAAACCUUUGACCCAAAACGCAGUAUCUUGUCAAAUAUGACAGACCUUGAAUUUCAGGAACUCUCAGAUGCCGCUUUGCGCAAUGCCGAAGGAUUUUCUAACGAGGAUUGGGCUCAUUUGUGGAACAACGGUGCUUUCAAUCCUGAGACCAACUGUGAACAUCCCGCAAACACUGGCUCCCCUCUUCCUGAAGUCCCUACUCCCAAGGAGCAGUUUGAUUGCUCACACCUCUCAGCCUUUCCCGAUGAGCAGUGCGGCGAUUUCCCAUUCCUCCCGACCUUCCCCGAACAGCCGUCGAAUUUCUCCAGCUCCGAUAUGGUCACCAAUUCUAUAAAUAAUCUGCCACAGGUCCCGAAGUCAUCGGCUGUGGUCGAUCCGUUAUCUGUCGGAUCGACCACUUCACAGAUUACUUUGGCUGUGAUCACCUCGUUGAAUGCUCUUCCCACUUCCUUGCCAUCUACAGCAUCUACUCUUGUCUCCCUUCUGGACUCAACUGGGACCACCUUGUCAAAUUCGCUAUCGGGUUCUUUGCCAUGUACGCCAUCCACCCUCGCCUCCGUUCUAGACUCAAACCCAGUCACCGGGACGAUCUCACCAGAUUCGCGAGCUGAUUCUUUGCCAUCUACGACAUCUGCCCCUGUCUCCAUUUUAGACCCGAUGCUAGCCACAAUUGAUACUACGUGUGUUAACAGGGCGUCGACCGUUCUGCAAAUGGUUGCUUCUGCUGAAAAGGGUUCACCGUUACCUGGAAUGGACAAUGACCUGCCUCCUUCCAGUACAAAACCUGUAUCAGAUCCCCAAGCCGCAUCCAUGACUGAGCCUAGUCGAGAAAUUCCCACAAGCGACUACAUGUCCAAUCCUGCUAUAUUGUCCGAACCAAUCUCUGAUCCCAUAGUGUCCAACCUUGCAGGACCUGCUCUCUUAGCAGCAUCACUGGCGCAAAAUCCUAACGCUCUCGCUCAGACACAUUGCGAUCCCUGGAAUCCGGUCAACGAUUUCUCGACCGGACCAUCUGCUUCCAAUAUUCUCUUGGAAGUAUCAACCAAAGGGAAAGGGUCUUCCAAAAGACACGGGAUUUUGAAGAAGCGGCGCACUUCGAAGCAAGGUGGGACUGCAAUCAAACCUGUGAUGGCAAAGACGGUUGGUAUUCUUAAAGCAGACAAUACGUCGAAGGACAAACUUGCAUCGACAGUUGGUACGCCAAAGAGCGACCCACCAUCGAAGAAGAUCACCUCCGUAUCGACGGACAAUGCACCAAGGAGUGACCCUGGAUGGAAACAGGUGGUGUGUCUCAGGAAGAUAAAGCUAGUUCUUCGUGCGCCUGGUGUUGGAGCCGUGCACAAACCCACACACAAAGCUGUCAUUUCCCUGCAAUCGACGAAGGAAAACAUUCCUCCUCAUCAUUCGACAAUUUCUGGGCCUGCUCCUCCUGCUCAUUCUCAAUCCGGCGCACCUGAAAUAAUAGAUGAUGGCUCUGUUCGUCCUCAGCGUGUUCGAAAACCUCUUUCACCUCGUGAGCCGAUUACAAUCAAGGACCGUAACGAUCGAAUGGCUACAGCAAAACGCCCAGCAGAUGAUCAAACUGUCAGAGGCUCGAGUUCCAAAAAGCGGAAGGUGAAUUAA
Molecule: messenger RNA, 3060 nt
Organism: Lentinula edodes (shiitake mushroom)
Lineage: Eukaryota; Fungi; Basidiomycota; Agaricomycetes; Agaricales; Omphalotaceae
Exons: 5
Coding region: 1-3060 (1019 amino acids)
Source: RefSeq, a predicted model, not a curated record